UUUCUCAUAUCAAUCAUUCUCCGAUACAAAUAACAUCCACCCUUCACCGGAAAAUUAAUCUCCUACAUAAUGUCCGCCUCCACCAUGGCUCUCUCUUCCCCUUCAUUCGCCGGUAAGGCGGUGAAGUUCUACCCAUCCACCCCCUACAUCCAAGGCGGCGGCCGUGUUUCCAUGAGGAAAACCACCAAGCCCGUCCCAUCCGGCAGCCCCUGGUACGGUCCAGACAGAGUUUUGUACUUGGGUCCACUCUCCGGUGAACCACCAUCUUACUUGACCGGAGAAUUUCCCGGCGACUACGGUUGGGACACUGCCGGGCUCUCAGCCGACCCGGAAACCUUCGCCAAGAACCGUGAACUCGAAGUCAUCCACUGCCGAUGGGCCAUGUUGGGUGCUCUCGGGUGCGUUUUCCCCGAGCUCUUGGCACGUAACGGAGUCAAGUUCGGCGAAGCGGUCUGGUUCAAGGCCGGUUCACAGAUCUUCAGCGAGGGUGGACUCGAUUACUUGGGUAACCCGAGUUUGAUCCACGCUCAAAGCAUUUUGGCCAUCUGGGCUUGCCAAGUUAUUUUAAUGGGUGCCGUCGAGGGUUACCGUAUUGCCGGUGGACCGCUCGGUGAGGUGACCGACCCGUUGUACCCGGGUGGUAGCUUUGACCCGUUGGGUCUUGCUGAUGACCCGGAAGCUUUCGCUGAGCUCAAGGUUAAGGAGAUUAAGAACGGCCGGUUGGCUAUGUUCUCUAUGUUCGGGUUCUUCGUACAGGCCAUCGUAACCGGCAAGGGUCCGUUGGAGAACUUGGCCGACCACCUUGCUGACCCGGUUAACAACAAUGCUUGGGCCUAUGCCACCAACUUUGUCCCCGGAAAGUGAGGAAAGAGUGUGAAACGGAUUGUAUUUUUUUUAUGGUUUUUCUUUGUUUUCGUGAUGUAAAUUUGUUGCAAAUCAAUCAGAUCAUCAUGUGAAUUUUGUCUACUCUUCA
Molecule: messenger RNA, 973 nt
Organism: Hibiscus syriacus
Lineage: Eukaryota; Viridiplantae; Streptophyta; Magnoliopsida; Malvales; Malvaceae
Product: chlorophyll a-b binding protein of LHCII type 1-like
Exons: 1
Coding region: 70-864 (264 amino acids)
Biological process (GO): response to light stimulus; photosynthesis, light harvesting in photosystem I
Cellular component (GO): plastoglobule; chloroplast envelope; chloroplast thylakoid membrane
Source: RefSeq, a predicted model, not a curated record